This is a messenger RNA of Pygocentrus nattereri (red-bellied piranha), 6461 nucleotides long. It is a transcript of the gene slc24a4a, whose product is annotated as solute carrier family 24 member 4a. The record is from RefSeq and is a predicted model, not a curated record. The transcript is spliced from 17 exons. Gene Ontology annotation, molecular function: calcium channel activity; calcium, potassium:sodium antiporter activity. NCBI's taxonomy places the organism in Eukaryota, Metazoa, Chordata, Actinopteri, Characiformes, Serrasalmidae. Gene Ontology annotation, cellular component: membrane. Gene Ontology annotation, biological process: intracellular calcium ion homeostasis; calcium ion transmembrane transport. The coding region runs from base 461 to 2290 and encodes 609 amino acids.
GAGAGAGAGAGAGGGAGAGAGCGCAGGAGUGUGAGGGAGAGAGUUGAUGUGGAGGAGAAAGCUGCGCCUAGCUUGGAAGAUGCUCCGCUGUGUUUACGUAGGGAGAGCGGUUAGUAACGGAGAGGGACGUUAGCCUCUUUACAAAUCGAGAAAACCGAAUGUCCGCCGUUCUUCAGCGCGUUACAGUGCAGUGAGGGAGUCCUGAGGUAAACCGGGCUUCAUCAGUGGAGCAGGACAGCCUUCCGUCAGUGAAAACAACAAUGUGCGGUUAGAAAACUGAUUAGCUGAACUGAUUAGCUUCUCCACGGUGCUCUGAGGCAGAAACCCGGUACAAAGAGCGGCCACGGAGAGCCCCAUGUCAGCCGUCCUCUCCAAAGCCUCGGCCGGGCUCUGACUGCAUCUCCUGCGGCUUCGUUUUUGGAGGGAAACUGACGAGCUGAGUUGGCGGCGCGGCGAAACCAUGGAGUCCGAGCAGAGCAGCUCGCUGUCGAAGAAGAGCGCGCUGGCCAGGCUGUUCCGAGCGCGCAAGCGACGCGAGAUGCUCUUCGUGCAGGUGUGCUUCGUGUGCAGCGUCCUGCUGGCGGCGUGGUGCAUGUCGGCGGUGCUCAGCCGAUCAGGUCAUGGGAUCGUGUUGCAGGAGACUCCACACACAGGCCGAAGACUGAUGGCCAUGGAGGAUGACAAUGAGACUGAAGAGAAGAACUGCUCUGAUCCUGCCAUCCAUGAGUUCCCAGCGGAUAUUUUCACCAACCGAGAGCGCACACGAGGAGCUGUCCUGCUACACAUAUUCGCGGCUGUCUACAUGUUUCUGGCUUUAGCAAUUGUGUGUGAUGACUACUUUGUGACUUCUCUGGAGAAAAUCUGUGAGAAACUGCAUCUGAGUGAAGAUGUUGCUGGAGCUACAUUCAUGGCGGCUGGAAGCUCCGCCCCAGAACUCUUUGCCUCUGUCAUUGGUGUGUUUAUCACGCAUGGAGAUGUCGGGGUGGGCACUAUCGUGGGCUCCGCUGUCUUCAAUAUUCUCUGCAUCAUCGGCGUGUGUGGAAUCUUCGCUGGACAGGUUGUUCAUCUUACCAAGUUUUCUGUGUUUCGAGACUCCUUCUACUACACGCUGUCUGUGGUAGCUCUUAUUGCUUUCAUCUAUGAUGGGAGGAUUGUGUGGUGGGAGAGUCUGGUGCUGAUGGUCAUGUACAUUGGUUACAUCAUUAUUAUGAAGUUUAACACCAGCAUGCAGAACUACUUUGCCGGGAAGGAUGAUAAGGGUAUUGCCAAUGGUAACGCAAUGAUCAGCGAGCUUGAAGACGGUAAUGCAUGUUAUGAGCAGUUUUGGGAUGAUCCUACAUGGCCGUUACUCAGUGCAGUAAAGCCAAGUAAGAUGUACACUCGUGGGUCAGUAGUAAUGGUGGAUGAAAUGAUGAACUCCAGUCCUCCAAACUAUCGGUUCCCUGAGGCUGGCCUGAGGGUAAUGAUCACCAACCACUUUGGCCCUAAGACACGCCUGCGCAUGGCCAGCCGACUCAUCAUCCAUGAGCAACAGCGGCUGAUGCAGGCGUCCAACGGGGUGGACAGCACGCUGGUGGUUGAUGGGAAAGCGGACACCCUGGAGAACGGUAACAUGCCAGAGGACAAGCUGACAGAGGACGAGGAGAAUGAGCUGUCAUCUCCCUUCGUUAUUCCCGGGGGCGCUAUGAACAGACUGAAGUUCAUCAUCUCGUGGCCUAUCCUGGCACUGCUGUACUUCACCAUUCCAAACUGUGGCAAACCACGUUGGGAGAAGUUCUUCAUGCUUUCCUUCUUCCUCUCCACUCUGUGGAUAGCCGUGUUCUCCUACUUCAUGGUGUGGAUGGUGACAAUUAUCGGAUACACACUGGGAAUACCUGAUGUUAUAAUGGGAAUCACUUUUCUAGCAGCUGGCACCAGUGUUCCCGACUGUAUAGCUAGUCUCAUUGUAGCUCGACAAGGCCUGGGGGACAUGGCUGUCUCCAACACGAUUGGCAGCAAUGUCUUUGAUAUCCUGGUUGGGCUUGGCAUUCCCUGGGGCAUCCAAACGAUGGCUGUCAACUAUGGCUCUGUGGUGAAAAUCAACAGUAGAGGACUGUUGUAUUCCGUAGUGCUACUUCUGGGCUCAGUGGCUUUAACAGUCCUGGGGAUCCAUGUCAACAGGUGGAAGUUGGACUUCAAGCUGGGUGUGUAUGUGCUCAUGCUGUAUGGUGUCUUCCUCUGCUUCUCCAUCCUGAUCGAGUACAAUGUCUUCACCUUUGUCAACCUGCCCAUGUGUCAGGAGGGCCUGUAGGCCCAAAAUCUUCCAACUCAUAACCGAACUGAAUUCCAGACCAGACCUACCUACAGAAGACCUGAAAACCCUUCAGAUGCACACCACCAUUUUAUUCCAGUGACUUUUAUUACAGAAGACCACUGUUUCCCACAGCAUGGAGGAGGUUGUUCACCAUACUCUCUCCAGCACUCCCAGGGCAUUAGAGAGACCUCCCAGGGCAUUAGAGAGAUCUUUGGCAGCUCUCCAUUUGACUGGGCAACCCUCCACAACUGAAUCCAGGACAAUCAUGAUCACACGAUCUCACUCACAACAGCAUGGCAUGUCUUCUUUUACCCUACGAACAUGAGGGGGUUCUCAACUGUGACCGCACAAAUACCUUCACGCAUAUAUGAGAAGAGGAAUGCUGCCCACUGAAACAACAUGAAUGCAUACUUACAUUCUCUCAUGUUUUGUCUUCCCUUGAGAAUGAAUAGAAAAAUGAAAAUGAACAUGUUGCACUUUACAUAAUAGGGUGAAACCUAGAGAUUGCACAGUGAUUGCAGUGAGGAAAGAUUAUCUUAUCCUGGUCUGGUGCAAUAAGGAGCAAUAAAGACAGAAGCAGCGUUUGAUGACAAUGAAAAGGAUUCAUUGUUUUCAUGAGAGCUAGUCUUUGCUCUGAUAAGUGAAUUCAGGCGUUCUGAAGACCUUUGUGAAAGUAACAGUGCAUUACAGUACAGCCUACGGCAAAGAGAUUCUAUUUGCAGUGCCACAGUAGAUCCUGUGGUGGAGGAAGAUAGUUUGUGGAUCCCAUGUGCUCUUGACUUACGGACCCAAGGGUCACUAAGCUUUGGACCGGUCCAGAUGACUAAAAUGGGGUCAAAGCGAAGCUCUCAAGUCUGCCAUUUUGUUUCAAUCCAAUUCUAUUAACAUAAAAUUCUCCAUAAUCAGUCAUUUAAUCUUACUGUGAUUACACAAAGUGUUCUGAGUGGACAGACUUCAGGAGAGCUCUUCACUGCCCCUUUCUGGUGUGGAUUAUGUGGCUACAACUGUGACUGACUUUAAAAAAUCAACUCGUGACUGCAAACAGGGAUCCUGAUUUUUGCAAAAGUUAACACGCUUGUUGUUUAUAUGUAAAUACAACGUCAGAGGUCCUCACGUUUCGACCAGUGCUUCCUUCAAAGUGUGGGGGACGGGAGUGGACACUUUUUUUUUUUUUUUGCUUAUUUUGGAGAUCCACUCCUGCUCCCUAGUCUGGGUAUGCAUUUGUUUGUCUGUGAUGCAUGAUUUUGACACACAAAAAGCCAUUUUAACUAGCAGGGCAGAAGAUCACUGUCAACCUACCGAUACAAAUGGCAGCUACCACUUCACUCUCCGCCAAAAAAAAAACAACCCCCACAGUGCUCAGGAGUUCCUAACCCGAGCAGAGGGCCGAGCUGUUUGUGUCUGUGUGAAACGUCAAAGUUGUGGAAAUGUCAGGUGUUGUCGUUCAGAGCUAAUGCUAAGUGGUGCCGUCACUGUUGUCUAUAUGGAAAGACAAGGUCUUUUUUGCCGUAUUUUGAUGUGCGCAGUAUAUAACGACAUAUGCAAUCUCGAUCGGAGAAGGGCUGGCCGUGUUUAAAUCGAGGGGGCUCUGGUUUGUGAACGCUGCUGAAAUUGCCCGUUGAAUAAUGUUCCAAGCGCAUGCAAAUAGUCAGCCAUCUGUUCCCUCACCUACAUAAUUAGUGCGAGGAAUGGCGACUUCAGUUUUAUGGCUGUGUAGAACAGUGGUGGUGUCACGUGAUGCAUUAUGUUUUUGUCUCUGUUCUGUGGUAGUUGGUGUGUGGGUUACUAUCUCUGAAUGAAAGGUUUCACAAGUCUGAAGGCCAAAUGAAUGUCACUUGGAGGCUUGGAUUCAUGUCUGUUUGCUGUUACCACGUUGCUUGGAUCAAAGAAGACAGGAAAACAGAUUUUUAUUAUUCAUUGAAUUUUUAGAAUGAAAACACAAAUGCGUACAAAACCAAUAUUUUUGACACAUGCUUUCCGAUUAUGAUAGUGAUUUUCUUUUUUUGUUAGUGAGGCAAGACUGUUCAUGUGGUAGUAACAGUGAACAGGCUCCUAUUCAGAUCUAACAAUACAGAUGAAUCAUACCAAAUCACUGUAGAUAGGCUAUUUGUGUUACCCUGCUUUACUGGAGUCGAUCAGUCCUGUGUCAUGCCUGUUAUUGUAACAGUUAUUAUUCUUAUAUUUCAAUUCAGAGGUGAGUAUUUUUGACUCACAGUGUUUUAUAACCGUACCGCCUCCUGAGUGACCGGGUUAUUGUUUUAUUCCUUUCAAGGAAAAGGGCCACUUUAGGGGGCGGCAUCUUUGUUGCCAGUGGUAUAGCACUCUGACAUGACAGAAGUCUUGUAUGCACAGAAAACCCACUAUAUACCUCUUCAGAAGAGACACUAAGUUAAAGGAAGAUGCUUUAAACUUGACUGCACUCUAUGUCCAUGCAUGAAAACGCACAUAUACAGAAAAACUCCCCACAUGCACAAUACACACACACACACACACACACACACACACACACACACACACACACAUACACACAGUGAGGGGAUACAAGUAUUCAGACACUUGUUUUUGAUCUUUAAUAAACUUCCAGUGCAUGUCCUCUUCAGACUUUACCCUUUUUCUUAAAUUUGCUCUUGAGAAAGGUUCUUAAAACUGUCUACAUCAGAUUCAUUACGUGUUCUUGACCUGCAAAUUUGUUUGCACCUUCAUUCUCUUAAGUCUGUGUAGAUUCUGUUCUUAACUAAGAACAAAUUCUAAAUACCAAAACAUUUAUGAAUGUCAGAAUCUGUGAAAACUACUACUAAGUGGAUUUAAGAAGAAAUAUCUUCUCGCAAAUGGUUGGUGAAUGAGGCCCAAUGUCUGUCAACUUUGUACUUGAAAAAUUUAACUGGGAAAUGUAUUCGGACACCACAAAUGAAUUAAUUGCAAAUCUCUUUUUGGCAAUUACAGCUUUGAGACGUCUGCAGUACAAAAUAAUAACCUUUUUCAAAGCAUAGUGGUUUAGUUGUUUUGCAAACUUUCCCACAGUUAUGAGGGUCCCGCUGAUGGACCUGCAAUUUCAAAAUCCUCUGUACAUUUUUAUGGGAUGUUAGGAAAUUGGCUUGGCUAUGAUGCACCUACACAUUCUUAGACGCAGGCUUGAGUUAUUUUAGCUGUAUGUUUGGGGUCGUUGUUUGGUUAAAACGUUUAUCUUCUCUCCAGAUUCAGUUUCUAGGCCGAUGAGGUGAAAUUCUGAAAUGGCCACUCUGUUCAUGUUUCUGCAAAACAUGACACAUUCUUUCACAAAACACAACCAUUCUUUCACCAAACAUGAUGAGCUAUUGCCAUGUUUUUGUUGUAUCUGCUCAGAGUACCUUGUUGGAAACAUCUGAUUUGUCUACAUGCAAUUUUAGCUGCACAUCUCUGCUACUUCUAGCAGAGGAGCUUUGCCUGGGGUGUAGGAGAUGGGCGACUGCUGGUCUGAGCACGUUGAGAAUUCUGUGCUGCGGGAUGAUCACCCCGGUUGUACGGAUGGGGAUGUUUAAGGUCUUUGCUGUGGGGCGUUUUUCUCAAAUGUUGCUUUAUAAAUGUUGAAUUUUAGGAAGCCCCUUCAUCCUCACCAUGAUUUUCAACUUCUUAUAUGAAAUUUCGCAACCAAUGACAACGUCUUUUAUAACACAAGAUCCAUUUUGAACUUUUUUGCAGAAAUAUCUGUGAUUUAUAUCUGUAAAGUAACCCUUCCAUACAUAUAAACCAUAAAAAUGGUGUCUGAAUGCCGGUUCCCCUUUAAACAUAACUUUGUUAUGCUUAUGGACAUUUUUCUUCAUGUUUAUGAGUAUGAAGUAGUGUCUGAAUACUUGUAUCCACACAUGCUCACUUUGUUUCAUGGUUAAGUACACACACACACACACACACACACACACACACACCUGCUUUCAGAGUGACUGUGACCUGCUGCACUGUGAGAGGAACGGUAUAUGGGAUCCUUCCAAGCCGCUGUUAAAGGAUAGAGAUAUAAAGAACUUCAAUUUAUGACAUUGGUGUUUAACUUGAAUGUAUUGUCUUGCUAUCAAUGGAUGUAUCCAACCAAUGCAUUUUACUGUAAAGCAAUAAUCUAAGAAAAAAAUAUGUACAUUGAUAUUUGAAACAUAAGGAAAUUGUAUGGAGAACACAAAUUAAAUUCUACCGUUUAUAA